Molecule: messenger RNA, 2064 nt
Organism: Oncorhynchus tshawytscha (Chinook salmon)
Lineage: Eukaryota; Metazoa; Chordata; Actinopteri; Salmoniformes; Salmonidae
Product: gastrula zinc finger protein XlCGF8.2DB-like
Exons: 2
Coding region: 146-1513 (455 amino acids)
Biological process (GO): regulation of transcription by RNA polymerase II
Cellular component (GO): nucleus
Molecular function (GO): RNA polymerase II cis-regulatory region sequence-specific DNA binding; DNA-binding transcription activator activity, RNA polymerase II-specific
Source: RefSeq, a predicted model, not a curated record
AAAUUCCUUGACUAGAACACGGAAGUAGGAUUGGAUACGACUGUGUCACAGACAGAAGGGGAUUUAGUUAUACAUGUCUUUGACUUUGUUUUGAAUUCCUUGCGUGGAGUAACGAAAGAUCAACUGACUAAACUGAAGACUGAAAAUGUCUAAACUACAGUUGCUGCGUGUGUUUUUGAAUGAUCGUUUAACGGCGGCUGCUGUGGAGAUUUUCGGUGCAGUUGAGAAAACGGUAGUGGAGUACCAGGAGGAGAAUGAUCGGCUACGGAGACUGCUGCGGAUCACACCGGAGGUACCACUAUGUAGAAUAGACUCCCUGCAGCUCUCUGUCUCUGAAGAGGAGUUUCCCCCUGAGCAGCAGCACUGUGAGCAGGAGUGGAGCCCCAGUCUGGGGCAGAAGGACCCAGAGACCAAACAGAUUAAAGAGGAAGAGGAGGAAGUCAGGACCAGUCAGGAGGAAGAGCAGUUUCAAGGUCUGGAGCCUGAUAUCAUGGAGUUCAUAUUCACUCCUUCAGGUGUGAAAAGUGAAUGUGAUCAGGAGGACCCACUUCAGUCCUUGACUCUUCGCCAAACCCAGACUGUGGAGAACAGAGAAGGUGACUCUAAACCAGUGGAUCUCCAACUUUUCGCCACUGUGACCCACAUUAAGGGUCUUGACAUUCACUGUGACCCUCCAGAUACACAAAAUAUUGCCUUCAGCCACAGCUCAGCCGUAAUCAGCAACCCAGUAGGACUCGACAGCAGCCCAUCAUUGCAUCCAAACCCACCAUUGGAUCCAAACCCACCAAUGGGGGAUCACUAUUCCAAACUCAGCACCACGUCCAUAAAAACUCACCACUGCCAUGACUGUGGUGAAAUGUUUCCUCUGAAAGCUGAACUGCAGAGACACGUGACUCUUACCAAGAAUAUAAUCAGCGAAUGCCGCUUCUGCAAUAAACAAUACAAUUCCACCUGUAAAUUGAAGACCCAUAUCCAACUCUGUCACAUUGAGAUAUCCUGCACAUGCCCUGUUUGUGGCAAGACCAUCAAACACAAAGGAGAUCUGUCCAGGCACAUGAGUAUUCACACAGGAGAGAAACCAUUUAAUUGUGGUGACUGUGGAAAAAGCUUCAAUCAGAAGGGGCACCUGAACUUGCACAUACUGAGUCACACAGGAGAUAAACCAUUUAACUGUAGUGACUGUGGGAAAAGCUUCUAUCAGAAGGGAGAUCUAGGGAAUCAUAUGCUGACUCACACACAAGAGAAACCAUUUAGCUGUGGUGACUGUGGGAAAAGCUUCUAUCAGAAGGGACACCUCACAGAUCAUAUACGAACUCACACAGGAGAGAAACCAUUUAGCUGUGGUGAUUGUGGGAAAAGCUUCAAUUUAAAGGGAAACCUAAGAAAGCAUAAACUGACUCACACAGGAGAGAAACCAUUUAGCUGUGGUGACUGUGGCAAAAGCUUCAGUCAAAAGACUAACCUGCUGACGCAUGUCAAAAACAUCCACAAAGGAAGAAAACAGGAUGAAUAGUGAAAGAAUAAAGAAAAUUAGGAUAAAUAUGUUCAGUCAGAAGAUAGGAAUAACAGGCAGGAUGUGGACAACACUCGUAGGAAAGGAAAGCUACUCUGGAUAAUUUAUGUGGUUGGUUCGAGAUCAAUAGAUGGUGGUGUGAUGGAUUUACUAUUGUAAAACAUUCUAUAUGAAUACAGUUUGAUUUGAAUUAUGAUGUAAUGCUUAAACAUUACACAGCAUUGUAGGAAGCUCACAGGUCUGCUGUUCAGUCUGUUUUCACGUUAUUAGAAACAGGAAUUCCUGGUAAUUUGUUUUCGAAUGUCUCCUAGGUGAUGAGAGAAUGGUCCGACUGAUGCCAUUGACACAUUAAAACGUUAAAACACUUUCUGUAAAAUAUCUCAUCAAACUAUUUCCCAUCGAUUUUUGACCUAAUCCUGCUCAUUCAUGAUAUUGAUUUCAGAUUUUAUGGAGUAAUGAUAUACAGUAGACUCCUGAGAAUUGAUUAAAAGCAUUCCAGGUGAAGCUGGUUGAGAGAAAAUAGUCACAAUAAAGAAAAACCCUUGAAUAAG